GACAACAAUCAAUGUACGUAAUCUGUCAGCAACAUCGAGGUUCGUCCACGAUAGAGCAAUUGAUCACGCUGCUGCAAACAGACGGCGACUGGCGAGUUCCGAGUUAACGCACUCUAUAUAUGGAUUUUUACCUCUGCUUUGAUAAAUAGAAAUUCAACGUCAAUCCGUUACAUCAGAGCGCGGGAAGAUCCAUUUAAAUACUCUACGAUGUAAUUAAUAUGCUUCCGACCUAGGUAAUCUGCAAAAGAAAACAGGAAACUUGUUAGACCAACCCAAGCCCGUUGAUUUUCCAUGAUCCUCAGUGCAGUGCAUCGAGAACUCUGCUCUACAACAGAAUUGAUCCAGAGAGAUGGAUAUAUAUGCAAGGGGGAAAGAAGGGAAGAUCUGCGGAUUUGUUGCAUUAAUUGCCUACGAACGGAAAACCACCAUGUUUGCAAUGUGAUUGUUCAACCACCCGGACGACUGGCAACGGUCCAUUUUGGAACUUGAUGAGGGAGAAAUGUAUUCUAUCCAUCAUAAUGCACUCAAAAAAAACACGUAUGUCGAAUCCGACCUGCAUUGACUACGGUUGCAAAGCAAGCUUACUACGUGGGGAAUCUAAACCUGCAAGCGAGAAGAGAAAAAAA
This is a messenger RNA of Histoplasma capsulatum G186AR, 626 nucleotides long. RefSeq lists its product as uncharacterized. The transcript is spliced from 3 exons. The record is from RefSeq and is a predicted model, not a curated record. NCBI's taxonomy places the organism in Eukaryota, Fungi, Ascomycota, Eurotiomycetes, Onygenales, Ajellomycetaceae. Bases 292 to 489 code for a protein of 65 amino acids.